AUUAAAUGCAUGUCAACUAAACAAAGACAUCCCAAGUCUGCCAGAUUUACAUGUUGUUCUUUUUGUAUUAAGAUUUUUGUGACUGUGAUUGUUAUUUAUUUUUAAAUUUAUCAAACUGUUUAUUAAAUUAAUAUAAGCGAAUGAUUUGAACACUGUGAACCGUUUAAUGUGAAUAAGUUAUUAAUGAAAUUAGGUGGAAAUGAAAGUCACGGAAGUUCCGACUAUUUGGUGCUAAUAGACAGCUUUAAACAUAUGUUUAAUGUUAUUUAAGAUAAGAUGUCUUGGGUGAAUAAAAGAAGGGGACAGAGUGUCCCCAACCCCGCAACAGCCCCCCAAGUGCAAAUGUACAACCCCAAUCAACAUUCCACUAAUAUGCAAGAGAAUCAAUGGCAACAAAACAACUGGUACGGCCAGCAACAACAACAACAACCCAAUCAGCAACACCUGCAGCAGCAGCAGCAGCAGCUGCAACAACAACAAUACCAACAUAAGCAGGAAACCGAUCAACCGAGCUAUUGGCAACAACCGCCAAAUAGCGCGUACAAUCAGAACGCGCAAUAUGGCAACUAUGCCGAUCAGAGCGGAUACUAUCAGAACACUGAGGGAUACCAACAGCCACCUCAGCAGCAGGCUUACGGUAACGUGCAAUACAACCAACAACAGUACAGUCAGAACAACGCGUACCAGCAACCGGGGGCCGAGGGGACGGACGCGUGGAACUGGGGCUGGGGGGACGAGGACAACUCCAACAACGUUGCCGCCGUCAAGCACGAAGCCGCCGCCGCCGCCGACAACGCGGCAACGUCGGACGCGUCGUGGAGCUGGCCGGCGGCGGACGACUCGCGAGCGGCGGACGGCGUCCGGCCGGACAACGACUCGUUCGCGCGCGCGGACGUCAAGCAGCCGCCGUUCAAGGCGGACGGCGACCGCCUAGAGGUGGUUAAGAGGGGCAAGCUGGACACGCCUCAGUGGUCGGUGGAGUCGCAGAUGUCGCUGGAGUCGUCCGACGACGUCGGGAUGGUUUCCAGGGGUUCCACCGUGAGCCAUUCUCCCGUUUCCGGUCAGGAAGUUUUGCCCGGCCAAAAUGUCGAGAUUCCGUUCGAGAAUAAGGAAAUUUUGCCUAGCGUCAAGCAAGAGGCUGCAGAAGUUACACCGCCUACAAAAGCAAAUCCAACACCACCGCCCCCUAUAAACAACCCCACGCCGCCUCUGUACCCUGCAUCGUCGUCGGAAGAUUUAAAGAACCCUUACAAGCGUUCCAGCAAACUUACCCCGCUAACGAACGCGUUCCACGCCCAGACCGUCAACUUGGAGACCCCGCCGGACAACUCGGAGCAGCCGGACACCGUGCCGGACCGCGCGCCGGCCAAGGCCGACCAAGGCCGGCCGGCGUCCGGCGCGCCGCCGUGGCCGGAGAACCAGGAGACGCCGAUGAACGACCGCAACCAGUACCUGGAGACCGGACAGCUGUCCGAGUUCGCGGCGCCGGCCGCCGCCGACGCCCCGUCCGACCCGGCGGACGCGCUGCCGCCGCCCGGGCUGCGCAGGAUGGUGCUGGGGCAGAUGGAGCAGAACGAGGGCGCCGCCAACGAGCCGCCGCCGGGCCUGAGCAGGAUGGUGUUGGGGCAGACGGAGUCGAAUCCCGACGCCGCCGGCGUCAGCGAGCCUCCGGAAGGUCUCCGCCGGAUGAUCCCGGGCGAGCCGAGCUCGCCGGAAGCGCGCCGGCAGGAAGUCGACUCGGAGCCGGAGUUCGACCGGCUGGCGUCGCUCACCCCGCAGCAGCGCUCGGCCACCAUCGGGGCCGACACGCCGCCCGCGGACGCCGCCGCCGGCUCGAACGCGAGCCGACCCGAGCGCAAGCCGGACAAGGACGUCUCCAGCAUGAUAAACUCGGUGCGGAACCUGACCGUGGGCGAGAACACGGACGACGACGACAGCGUGAAGGGCUCGGGCGCGCGCGAGGACAGCAGCGACAGCGCGGAGGCGGACGCUAGCAAGAAGAGGGAUGGCAAGCGGUACCACCACGAUAAGAACAAGUACAGGGACCGGUACACGCCGGAGAAAAGCGACAAAAAGUACGACAAGAGGAGGUACAACAGGGAACGCAGGUACGACGACGACACGGAGGAUUACUUCAGCGAUAGGGAUAGGGAUAGGGAUAGGGAUCCGAGACGGGAUCAUAGGAAUUACGAGAGCAAAAAGUACGGGAGCUUGCGCAAUAAGGAUAAGGACAGGCGCAGGAGGGAUCCUAGGGAUACUAGGGACCCUAGGGAUCCUAGGGACCCUAGGGAGCCCAGAAGUUAUCGCGGCGACCCCAGGAGAAACGAUUACUACGGAUACAACAGAUACGAGGAUGACUACGCGGAAAAUUCGAGACCCACGAGUCGUUCCGAUUCGAUGCACGAAUCCUUCAAGGAUAGAGCCGAUCCUCGGCACAGGCAUAAAGAGAGAGACCCAUACAGAAAACCCAGGGAUGGCAGAGACUUCUACAACCCAUAUCCUGGUUACGAUCCGUUCAACCCGUACUACCAGCAGUACCAGUACUACGAAAACUUGCGCCGCACCAACCCGCAAGCGUACGCCGAGUGGUACCGGAAGUACUACCAGCAGGCGACCGGAAACGCCUCCUCCUCCUUUGGAGGCGACGACCGCGCCUCCGUGCACUCCGGAAGAAGCUCUGCGAACGAAGACCUAAACAAGGACAGGUGUACGCGACAGAGUUACUAUAGUCAAUCGAGCGUGCCCCACAUGAGCGGUUACUAUGGAGAUGCUCAUGCGCAUAGCAUUUCCGGUCACUAUGGCCCGGACAGUUCUAGUUUGAACCGCCCUUUCGAUCACACCGACUCCUCCACGACGAACCUCGAAAAUCGGAGCGCUUCCGCGCACAGAAUGACGCCGGCGAAGUUCGCCACCGCGCACGCGAAAGCCUCCAUAGCGUCCGGCAAGCUGCUGAGAGUGCUGCCCAACUAUCCGCUGGACGGGCAGCCGGCCCUCGUCGAGGUCUGCAGCCUGCAGCUCGCGCUGCAGAACGACGAGGAGUUCCGCGAGCUCGACUCGUUCCCCGGGCCGCUGGUCAGGGGGGUCACGCACAAGAAAACCAUCAUCGAGUACUGCGAGAGCAAGAUCAAGGGGGCGGCGUUCGGCGGCGACGCCGUUCCCGACGUCGACUCCUACGUUUUGAUGUGGGAGCUGCUCAUUUUGCUGAUCAGGCAGAAUGGGAUGGUGGUCGGUACGGAUAUAGCGGAACUGCUUUUGAAGGAAAACAAGAGCAGAGAGGGCUUGGUGAGGCCUUCGUCUGUUUUGUCGAGCAUCAGCAGCGCCGCUGGCGACAAUAAUUUGCACUCUGAGGCGAGUAAUCAGCCGAACUCGGAGGCUAUAAGCGGUAGCAUGCAGUCUGUCAUGAAGGAGGAGGAAAUCACGCUGAAAUUUAGGGAGUACUUGUUGUACGGAUCUUGCAAGGAAGCUCUUGAAUGGGCAAUGAAACAUGGACUCUGGGGCCACGCUCUGUUCUUGGCCAGCAAGCUGGACAAGAGAACGUACGCCAACGUGAUGAUGAGAUUUGCCAACGGGCUCACCAUGAACGACCCGUUGCAAACGCUUUAUCAAUUGUUGUCGGGAAGAAUGCCGGCUGCUGUAACGUGCGUUUCGGAGGAAAAAUGGGGCGACUGGCGGCCCCACCUGGCGAUGAUCCUGUCGAACUCCAACCACCGCCCGGAACUGAACUGCAAGGCGAUCACGCUGCUGGGCGACACCCUGUCGCACAGGGGCGCCCUCUACGCCGCCCAGUUCUGCUACCUGAUGUCGGACGUGGGCUUCGGCGGGCGCGACGACCCGGAGGCGAGGGUCACGCUGCUCGGGGCGGACCGCCGCGCCAAGGACUUGGCGCGCUUCGCCACGAACGAGGCCGUCCACAUGACGGAGAUCUACGAGUACGCGUGCAGCCUGAACGACCCGCAGUUCGUCAUACCGGAGUUCCAGGUGUACAAGUACCUGGUGGCGACUAGGCUGGCCGACCGGGGCCUGCCGGAAAAGUCCCUCUCCUACCUGGAAAAACUCUCGGAAUACGUCGUGAAAAACCCCUCGACUGUUUCGGGGAAACUGGUGGACGCCGUCUGCGAUUUGGCCGACCGACUGAAAUAUUCCGAUCCGGUGGGCGACGACGACGACGUGGACGAAUCGCAGUUCGGAGUCCGGAGUCAGGAGACCAGCCGCCCGGAUCAAACGUGGCUCAAGGAUCUGAGAGCGGUGCAAAGCGAAUUUCACGCGGGUUUAAUAACUCAGGCCGCAGCCAUUGUGUAUUCCGAACCGCCGGUGGAAGAGUCGAGUUUGCAGCAAGCAAGCUACGACUCUGGUGCGCAGGAAACGUGGCAACAGCACUACCAACAACAACAGCAACAGCAGCAGUGGCAGCCCGAAACCACCCCUGUCGAAAACCAGCAGAGCUUCACUCAGCCGCCGGAAAACGACGUUAGUAAUGCGAAUCAGUACCAACAACCGCAACCGGAUCAGCAGCGGUACUGGCAAAACCAGAGCCAGCAGUGGAAUGAUGCGCAGCAAAGUCAAUUUUCUCAAGACAGUGCUGACCAACAGCAAACUUAUUAUGCUAAUAAUACAACUGAGGACGUCGCUAGGCAGCCUCAGAUCUCGAUGCCGAAUCAGUCGGGCAGGAGGAGGAGCGACGGCGAGGACGAGCCGUCGGCGAGUGCCGCGGCCGGCGAGCGACAAGGUUCGAGUCCGGUGCGGUCCGGGAAGACCGCGUCGCCGGAAAAAUCGACCAGCACCGGCUGGUUCGGAGGAAUUUUCAGCAAGAUCACUCUCAAGCCGAAGAAUCAAAUGAAGCUGCCGGACGAUAAGAACCCAAAGAUUGUUUGGGACCAGGACAAGAAACGCUGGGUGAACGUGGACGACGACGGCAACGAGACCGCCAACGAAGUGAAACCGCCGCCCAAAAUGGCGGACAUGAUGCCCAAGAUGGCGCCACCUGCGGGCGCGCCGCACCCCUUGCAACAGCCCGUACCGACUUUCGACGUGAACGGCGCAGUUUCCAAUUACUCCCAUCUGUCUUCCGAAGCGGCCUCCAGGCCGCAGAUGCCAGAGCCCUCUGCCGCGGACUCGCUGCCCCCCAAUCCAGCGGCGGCGGCGGCCGGGGGUAACAUGUUCAAGAUGAAGGGCAGAGGAAGGAACCUGAAGAAGUCGUACGUGGACGUGUUCAAUCCGGGCGGCAAGCCCGCAGGCGGUCCGACAACGUUGCCGGAUCAGCAGCAGCAGCAGCAAAAAAUGCCGCCGAUGAACUUUUUCACGCCGCAGCCAAUCAACGAUCCGAACGCUUCCAUCGAUUUUUUGACGCCUGCGCCGCCGCUGCACUUUGACGCGACUCAGGUACAAGCGAAAAAUUAAAAAUUAAAGUCGUCAUUUCGAGCUUUCCGCAGUUUUCCUUCCAUUCUGCAUCUUUUCUGUCCGAAUUUUAAUUGCAUUUUCACCAGAAAUUUUCCAUUUCACGAGAUAUUUGGACGUCUUAAUUAUCAAUGCAACGUUGUCAGCUUGUUCAAGAGUGCGGCCCAUUUUACCACCAAAGAAAAAUAAGAGAAACAUGUUCAUUUAAAUAUUAAAUUAUUCUAAAUGAAAGUUAUGUCCUCAUGUUUUUAAUAAAUAUACUAAGUAAAAAAUUCUAAAAGGCCUUUACCAAUCUUUAUGAAAUUUUGUAUAAAAAUACUACAACUUAUAUUUCAGUUUACGUGUUUGAGGGUUUUUCGAAAAAAUAUCCUAAAAGGGCUUAUUUAAUAAAAAAACGUUCGAAAAAUAACUUUUAGGGAUUUUUUUAAAGUAAAUAAAGAAUAUGUUGUUAAAGACCGUAUUUUUGAUUUUGUACAACACUUUUUUUUAUUUACUUAAAAAAAAUUUCCCUAUAAAAGUUUUUUUCGAGCGUUUUUUAUUAUUAAAUAAAAGGGCUUUAAAGAUAUUUUCUCAUAAAACCCUUAAACACGUAAACUGAGAUAAUAUAAUUAUCCCAAAUUUUAUAAAGAUUGCUAAAGGAGUUAAAACAUUAAAAGUUGCAAUUUUGAUACUAAGUCUUGUCACAUUACGUCUGAAAACAUUGGAAAUAUUUGCGAAAAUGCAAUUAAAAUUCUGCAAAAGCAAAAGGUGCAGUAAUUAUAAAUAGCAUUUAUGCAUUCAAGGUGCCCUCAAAAUGCCUGUACAAAAUGACACCAUUUAUUCCUAAGACCGAAAUAAAAUCAAAUUUAAAAGUUUGUUUGCAAUUUUUUUAAAUAACUUU
Messenger RNA from Brassicogethes aeneus, 6274 nucleotides. The record is from the annotation of a GenBank genome assembly. NCBI's taxonomy places the organism in Eukaryota, Metazoa, Arthropoda, Insecta, Coleoptera, Nitidulidae.